Messenger RNA from Exophiala bonariae, 621 nucleotides. RefSeq lists its product as uncharacterized. Lineage: Eukaryota; Fungi; Ascomycota; Eurotiomycetes; Chaetothyriales; Herpotrichiellaceae. The transcript is spliced from 2 exons. Bases 1 to 621 code for a protein of 206 amino acids. The record is from RefSeq and is a predicted model, not a curated record.
AUGACAACCAUCCUCGCACCAAGCCACCUCCUCGCCUUUUCGACACUCUUGGGCGCACAACUCCACCAAACCUUCCUCGUCACAUCGCUGAACUUCACGCACCUGCCGCGCCCGGCAUUCAAAACGCUACAGAAGGCCGCGUUUCCGGCGUAUUUCCGCGCGCAGACUGUCUUGGUGGUUCUCACGGUGGUGACGGGUCCGGCGGCCGCGGGGGGACUCUUGGGGUUGGUUGGGGAGACAGGUAGUGCGACGACAGCGAGGGCGGGGGCAACGUGGGAUUCAGCCGCGUUGGGCGUGGCGCUGGCGACAGCGUUGGCGAAUUGGCUGGUUUACUCGCCGAGGACGAUUGUCGCGAUGGAUGCGCGCACGAGGCUGGAAACUCGAGCGAGGGAGAAGGAGAAGAAGAAGCAGAUCGACCAGGGCGAGGAAUUGAAGGAUGGUGACAGCGGCGAAAAUCAGACGGAACUGCCAAUCGUCAACGCAGAGGCCAGUCCGGAACUCAAAGCUGCUGCUCGUAAUUUCUCCCGCAAUCAUGCCAUGAGCAUUCAUCUGAACCUGAUUACGAUUAUUGCGACUUUGGUCUAUGGAUGGGGUCUGGCUGGGAGGAUGUCAUUUUCGUAG